Humulus lupulus (European hop) is the source of this 710-nucleotide messenger RNA. RefSeq lists its product as uncharacterized. The transcript has 6 exons. The record is from RefSeq and is a predicted model, not a curated record. NCBI's taxonomy places the organism in Eukaryota, Viridiplantae, Streptophyta, Magnoliopsida, Rosales, Cannabaceae. Gene Ontology annotation, molecular function: diphthine synthase activity. Gene Ontology annotation, biological process: protein histidyl modification to diphthamide. The coding region runs from base 91 to 648 and encodes 185 amino acids.
AUCCUGACUACGGUGCACAGAAGUAGAGAUGACUGUCCAUAGCCUGAGGUUUAAAGUUAUUGAACCCUUGUGCAAUCUUAUUUUCGCCACAUGUUGACUUUGGAUCAAAAGUACUUGGUGCAAAUGCUAUGUCCAUUCCUGGCCUAUAUGGGUUUGUCCAGAAAUAUCCGCUGCCUGAAGUGCAAAGCUGAGGGACCAAAGAAGUCAGGAGGAGGUGAUAUUGAAAUGAAGAAAGGUGAUUGGAAUUAUCCAAAGUGGGUCAAUUUUUCUCAAAAGUUCGACCCAAGGAAUUCUGUGUUGGAGUGGUCCAUUCUACUUAUUGACAACUCGAACCGAAGAGGGAAGAAGCAAUAUGAACCACCUAGGUACAUGACAAUAAAGACUGCUAUUGAGCAGCUCCUGGAAGUUGUGCAAGCAAAAGUAGAAUCUGUCUGCAAUGAAGACACGGAGUGUGUUGGUUUUGCUAGAAUUGGAAGUGAAGAUCAGAUCAUUGUGGCUGGUACAAUGAAGCAACUUCAAUUGCAUGUUUUUUUCCUAUCAAAUAGUACUGUAGGAGUGUGCAACUACUCAAAUUUUGACGUGUUAUUAUGUAAAAAAUUAAACUCUUCAAUAUUUUGUACUGAUAGUAGUAACUUUUCAAUAUGUUGAAUAUUUAAGACUACUUGAAUACUUAAAGAACAUUUUGUUGUUGAUGACAGUGUUGAAUGUUU